This is a messenger RNA of Salpingoeca rosetta, 1796 nucleotides long. RefSeq names its product methyltransferase. The coding region runs from base 39 to 1598 and encodes 519 amino acids. Gene Ontology annotation, molecular function: methyltransferase activity. The transcript has 2 exons. NCBI's taxonomy places the organism in Eukaryota, Choanoflagellata, Craspedida, Salpingoecidae. The record is from RefSeq and is a predicted model, not a curated record.
CGCACACGUGCACACAAAUCAACACAACACCAACAACGAUGAGUUCACUGCGGGAGUUGCGGGUGGUGGAUCUGUACAGCGGCAUUGGCGGGUUGCACGCUGCGCUUGGCGUGGCCAUCGCUCGCAUCAAUGCCAGACCAACACGCGCGGGACAGGCACCGUGGUCCGUGGAGGAUGUGAGGCCCUUUGAUGUCAACACCGCGGCAAACAAGGUGUACCAGCACAACCACAGCAUUGCUCCAUCGCCUCGCGGCAUCGACGCGCUCACCCCACGGCACGUGCGCGACAGCAACCUCUGGCUCAUGAGCCCGCCAUGCCAGCCUUACACCAGGAUUGGGAAGCAGCUGGAUGUGGAGGACCCGAGGGCGGCGAGCUUCCUGCACAUGAUUGAGAUGCUGAGCAAGAUGGAGUCGCCACCACAGCUCCUCUUCCUCGAGAACGUAAAGAACUUUGAGCACUCCGAGACCCGGCGGCGCCUGCUGCACGUGCUUCAUCAGCGCAACUACAGCGUGCAAGAGUUUCUCGUGUCUCCAACACAGCUGGGCAUCCCCAACACCCGCCUGCGGUACUACCUCCUUGCAAGCCGCUCCGCUGGGCCGCAGGACACUGCUACCGCUGCAACCGCCGCCACCGACACAUCCACACAACAACAACACCGACAGCCUGAUGCUGCACCACCAACGACAGCAACAUCAUCGCCGGCAACAGCAGCGGUGGCAUCGUCUCCAGUGCACGCGUUCAUGCCGCGGUUACAGCACGACAGCAACACCAACGACGACAGCACCAACGACGACACCGGUCAUGGUGAUGCUGGUUAUCAGGACCAAACAGUGCCCAUGAGUGCACGUGGUCGGCAGCUUCCCAACCCCCAUCCUCAGCCGCUGCCACCACCGCGCUGCAUGCUCCCGAUGGGCGACUACAUCGCCACCUCGCUGCCACCAGCGCUGGUGGAGGAGCUCAUCUUGACCCCUGCGACGCUGCAGCGGGCAGGCAACUUCAGGUUUGAUGUGGUCACGCUCUCCUCGCUCACCAGUACCACAUUCGCCAAGGGAUAUGGGGUGAAGGGCCACCUCCGAGGAUCGGGGCCCGUGCUGCUGCUGAACAGCGGCGACCUCACACCAGCGUCAACAGACCCCAGCAAUGGUGAUGGUGACGACAAUGAUGAUGAUGAUAUGAGGACGAAGAAUGAUGCUGCUGCUGAUGCUGCUGCUGCUGAUGAUGAUGACGAUGAUGAUGACGAUGAUGAUGAUGAUGCAACUGAUGAUGGCAGCCAAUGUAGCAAGCGUGCUCGCAGGGGCCAGCUCGACCAAGUGCAACAGCAGCAGCACCAGCAGCAGGUGGUGGUGGGAGUGCGUGAUGAGAAGCGGUCCUUCCGGUCCUUGCAAGCACACGAAAAGGCGCGGCUGUUUGCCGUCUCGGAGAUGCUGCGACUACACGGGUUCCCUGAGGCGUUUGAAAUGCCUGCAGGCAUCACACAAAAGCAGGGGCGGGGCCUUGUUGGGAACAGCGUCAACGUGGAGGUGGUGGCGCAUUUGCUCCAGUACUUGCUUGAGAACAUUGCGUGUGUCGCCGACGCUGAUGCGUCUCAGCAGCCGUGAACCCACGUGUUGUGUGCGUGUGUCAUGUGUGUGUGUGAGUGUGUGCAUGUGUGUGUGUACGUGUGUGUGUGUGAUAUAACUUCGGAUGCACUGAGGCGUGACGAGACGUGACGAGACGUGACGCUACUUUAUGGGGUCGCUGUGCAAACUUGAGCUUGGUUUGUAACAACACAACAUCGACACCAACAGUAAACGGCA